This is a messenger RNA of Tetrahymena thermophila SB210, 3414 nucleotides long. Its product is annotated as protozoan/cyanobacterial globin family protein. Gene Ontology annotation, biological process: cellular response to stress; cell redox homeostasis; response to oxidative stress. The record is from RefSeq and is a predicted model, not a curated record. NCBI's taxonomy places the organism in Eukaryota, Ciliophora, Oligohymenophorea, Hymenostomatida, Tetrahymenidae. Gene Ontology annotation, molecular function: heme binding; oxygen binding; thioredoxin peroxidase activity. Gene Ontology annotation, cellular component: cytosol. The transcript has 11 exons.
AUGGGAAAUUGUUACGAAACUAAGAGGAGUUAAUAUAAUUAUGAUGAUAAUACAAUAGAUGCACCUACUCCUGAAUAAAAAUCUAGGCCCAGAGAGCGUACAUAAAAUGAAACUUCCAUGAAAUUUAUUUCUUAACAAGCUGAUGAUGAUAAUUACUUUGGUACGCAAGAUGAUUUAUAAAAAUUCAUGGAAGUUCCGAAGAAAAUGAUUAGAAAACAAGCUCCUAAAUUUGAAGCAAAUGCAUACCAUGAUGGAUAUAAUGAUAAAGUUAAAAAGAUUAGUUUAGAUGAUUAUUAAGGCAAAUAUUUAGUGUUAUUUUUCUAUCCAUAUGACUUCAAUAAAUAAUUUCAAGAAGAAAUUCUUGACUUUUCAGAGAACUAUCCAAAAUUUAAGAAAUUGAAUUGUGAGUUAUUAGGAUGCUCAAUAGAUUCUCACUUUUCGCAUAUGAAUUAUUGUAAUAAGCCAAGAAAUGAGGGCGGCCUAGGAAACAUUAAUUUUCCAUUGAUGGCUGAUGUAGAUAAAAAAAUAGCAGCUGACUAUGGUGUAUUAAAUAAAAAUGGAAACGAUUAAGGAACUUGUUUAAGAAGCACAUUUAUCAUAGAUGACUAAUAAAUAGUUCGUCAUUUGGCUAUGAAUGACUUUGCAGGGCAUCUCAGAGCUGAGGAAAUAUUAAGAAUGGUGAAGGGAAUUUAAGAAAAUGAUAGAAUUAGACCAAAAUCACAAACUGCAGCUGAUAAGUCUUCUGCUAAGGAGGCUAAAUAGGAAAGUAAUAGUAAAUCCUUUAGCAAUUUACCUUCAAAUAAAAAAACGAUAUUCGAAAAAAUUGGAGGAGAGGAAGCCAUUGAAGCAGCAGUUAAGAUAUUUUAUAAAAAGAUGUUAGCAGAUCCUAAGGUUUCCUAAUUUUUUAAAGAUAUUGAUAUGACCAAGUAGCACUCUUAGUAAGUUAGCUUCCUUUCUUUUGCUUUAGGUGGUCCAAAAAAAUAUGUAGGCAAAAGCAUGAGAGAUGCACAUUAGUAUCUUAGGUUAACUAAUGCAGAAUUUGAUAUUACUGUAGGACACUUAGUUUCUACACUUAAAGAUUUAAAUAUAGACGAAGCAGUUAUAACUGAGAUUGGAAAAAUGAUUGAACCUUUAAGGAAAGAUGUCGUUUUUACGUAAUCAACAUCUAUAUAUGACUAAAUUGGAGGUGAAAAAGCAAUGGAAUAAGCUGUAGAAAUAUUCUAUAAAAGAAUGUUAGAAGAUCCAAAAGUGUCUGGCUUUUUUAAACCAAUUGACAUGACUAAGCAAAAAUAAAUGUAAAAGGCAUUUCUAGCUAUGGCUUUAGGUGGACCUAAAGAGUACAAAGGAAGGAAUAUGAAAGAUGCACAUAGUCAUUUAAAUUUGACUGAUGAACAUUUUGAUGUUACUGUAGGCCAUUUGAUUGGGACUUUGAAAUAACUUAAUGUAGAUGAUAAAAUUAUAAAAUAAAUUGGAGUUUAGAUUGAGCCUUUAAGAAAAGAUAUUGUCAGUUCUAAAGCAAGCCAACCAUCUUAGCCUUAGCUGUAAUAAAAUAUCUCUGUCUAAUCACAAAAAGAGUAAGCACCAGCUAAUCAGUAAUCAAAAAUUUUAACAGCUCCUGCUCCUUAACAAUAGCAAAAAAAUAAACUGCUAAUAGAUAGAAUUGGAGGAGAAGCAAAAAUAGAGGUUUUAGUAGGUUUACUAGUAGAUAGAAUUUAUUCAGAUUAAAGAAUUAACUCCUUUUUUGCUACUGUAGAGUCAUAGAAGCACAAAGAAACUUUGAAAUCUUUCCUUAUUUAACUUACAGGAGGUCCAAAAAUCUACAAGGGAAAAAAUCUUCGUGAGGCUCACAGUGGAUUAAAAAUUAAUGAUGUCUAAUUUAAUGCAUUCAUGACACAUUUAAGAGAAAGUCUCAAAUAAAUGAAAGUAGAACCAUCUGUUUUUCAUGAUUUUUGUGGAUUUUUUGAAAGUCUUAGGCCUUAAAUUGUUACUGUGAAACUUUAAAUUUUUGAGCGUUUAGGAGGUGAAGCUGCACUCAAUAAUCUUAGUGAUAAACUUUAUCAAAAAGUAACUGCUGACGAUAGGAUAAAAGACUUUUUUACCAAUAUAGAUAUGGUGAAAAUGAGAGAACAGCAAAAAAAUUUUCUUAUGUUAGCUACAGGAGGUCCUAACAUGUAUAAAGGUAAAAACAUGAAAGAAGCUCAUGCAAAAUUAAAAAUAAACGAUUUACAUUUUAAUGCCUUUAAAGAGAAUCUCUUACUUACCUUAAAAGAAGAAUUAGUUGAUCCAUAAACAUUCCUGGAAAUCUCGAAUUUAAUUGAAACAUAGCGUAUGACCAUCGUCACAUAAAGUUUACCUCUAUUUGAAAGAAUAGGAGGUGAAAAAGGUGUACAAUAGAUAGUUAAUAGGUUUUAUGAUAGAAUUCUUAUGGAUCCUAGAAUUAAGAAAUUCUUUUAAGGAGUAGAUAUGACUCGUUUAAGGGAUAUUAAUCGUUAAUUCCUUCUUUACUGUGUUAAAGGAGCUCCAAGUUAUAAUGGAAAAAGCAUGAAAGAAGCUCAUAUGCAUCUAGGUCUUAAUGAUACACAUUUCAACUUAGUUAAAGAUCAUUUACUCUAAGCCAUGAAAGAUUGUUCUAAGGAUCCACUUAGUUUAAUUGAAGUAGGUGGCACUAUAGAAGGUUUACGUAGCGAUAUUGUAUCUGUAAAAGUACCUCUUUUUGAUAGAAUAGGUGGUGAGCAAAUCACAAAAAAAGCUGUGGAAAGGUUAUAUGUAAAGCUGCUAGCUGAUGUAAAAUUAAAAGAUUUCUUUAAAACUGCUGAUAUGCAAAAUUUAAAAAAUAAUUAAUGUACUUUCUUCACUGUUAUAUUGGGAGGCCCGAAUAACUAUAAAGGAAAAUCUAUGAAAGAUGCUCACUAAAAUCUUAAGUUAAAUGACUCACACUUUAACAUAUUUAAAGAGUUGGUACAAUAAUCAUUUAGAGAAGUUGGGGUUGAUAAUAUCACAAUUGCUGAAAUAGCAAGAGUAGUCGAAUAAAUUAGAAAAGAAAUAGUUUCAGUAAGACCUCCUCUUUAUGAAAGAAUCGGAGGAGAAAAAUCACUUGAAAUUAUCAUUGAGAAGUUUUAUGAUAAGUUAAUCAAAAACCAAGCUAUUGGUUAAUUUUUUGUCAAAACUGAUCCAAUAAAGCAAAAGAAUAUGCUUAAAGCUUUCUUCACAACUAUUUUUGGAGGCCAAUAAAUGUAUAAAGGCAAAAAAUUAAAAGAUGCUCAUGCUAAUAUGAAAAUUACUGAUGCAUAAUUUAAUGAAUUUAGAAGUUGCAUGGAACAAACUUUAAAAGAAGUUAACUAGUUUAACGUUCAACUAAUAAAAGAAGUUGCUGCUGUAAUCGAUCAUUUUAGAAAAGAAAUAGUUAUUCCAUGA